AUGGAAGACCUUUAUGUCACAAACACAAUUUUUGCCAUCAAUUUCUUCAAGCAUCUGGCAAAUACAAGCACCACCCAGAAUCUCUUCUUCUCUCCAUGGAGCAUCUCAUCCACCAUGGUCAUGGUCUACCUGGGUGCCAAAGGCAACACUGCAGAUCAGAUGGCCAAGGUGCUUCAGUUUAGCAAAGUUGGAGUCCAUGAAGUCACCCCAGUGACCCCAGAGAACGUCACCAGUUGUGAAUUCAUGCAGCAGGUCCAGGUCACUUAUCCUGAUGCUAUUUUGAAGGUACAAGCUGAGGACACAAUCCAUUCAGGUUUCCGUUCUCUCAUCUCUGCCAUCAACUCGUCCACGGGGGGUUACAUAUUGGAAAGUGCCAAUAAGCUGUUUGCAGAGAAGACGGCGCAAGUCAGGGAAGAAUACAUACGCCUCUCUAAGAAAUAUUACUCUGCAGAGCCCCAGGAAGUGGACUUCCUAGAAUGUGCAGAAGGGGCCAGAAAAAAGAUUAAUUUCUGGGUUGAGACUCAAACCAAAGGUAAAGUUUUAAACUUGUUACCUGAAGGUUCUGUGGAUUCGGAGACCAGGAUGGUCCUGGUGAACGCUGUCUACUUCAAAGGAAAAUGGAAAACUCCAUUUGAGAAGAAAUUAAGUGGGCUUUAUCCUUUCCGGGUGAACUCGACUCAGCGUAAAUCUGUACAGAUGAUGUACUUGCACGAAAGGCUGAACAUUGGGUACAUAGAAGACCUAAAGACUCAGAUUCUAGAACUCCCAUAUGCUGGAGAUGUCAGCAUGUUUCUGUUGCUUCCAGAUGAAAUUGCUAAUGUGUCUACUGGCUUGGAGUUGCUGGAAAGUGAAUUAACUUAUGACAAGCUCAACAACUGGAUCAGCAAAGACACAAUGGCUGAAGAUGACGUUGAAGUAUACCUCCCCCAGUUCAAAUUAGAAGAGCACUAUGAGCUCAAACCCAUUCUGAGAAGCAUGGGCAUGAAUGAUGCCUUUAUCAAAGGCCAGGCCAAUUUCUUAGGAAUGUCAGAAGAAGAUGACCUGUUUCUGUCCGAAGUGUUUCAUCAAGCCGCUGUGGAUGUGAAUGAGGAGGGCACUGAAGCAACCGCUGGCACCGGGGCUGUCAUAUCAGGGAGAACCGGCCACGGAGGCCCACAGUUUGUGGCAGAUCAUCCUUUCCUCUUCUUUAUAAUGCACAAUACAACCAAGACCAUUCUCUUUUUUGGCAGAUUUGCCUCACCCUAA
Molecule: messenger RNA, 1245 nt
Organism: Miniopterus natalensis
Lineage: Eukaryota; Metazoa; Chordata; Mammalia; Chiroptera; Miniopteridae
Gene: SERPINB2
Product: serpin family B member 2
Biological process (GO): negative regulation of endopeptidase activity
Molecular function (GO): serine-type endopeptidase inhibitor activity
Source: RefSeq, a predicted model, not a curated record